CAACGUUCACAGCAACGCUUGUCAUGCCCAGGGAGACCGUUCGAGGCAAGUCAAUGAUCCCAACGGCCACAAUCAAACGACUCUGGCGGGCUUCCAAGGAAAUCGAUUCACCAUCCCCUGUGCAGCGUAAACAAAAGCAAUCUGAAAGUCCCAAUUCAGACGAAUUCGCCAGAUGGGCUAAAUGGGGCUGGGUAAGUGAUGUGAAAGAAAGUUGGGAGGACGUUGAUCCCUUCGGGUCUGAAGAUCCUCUCGAAUGCCCUGUCACUCCACCCGAAUAUGCUCAUACUGGCAGCAACACGCCUAUCAGCUUUGAUCUGGCUCAUGGCAUGGAGCGCAGCUCUCUUUCCAACGCUGUCAUUGACCCAGUCUUCCUGGGCGAGGAUUUUGCAGCAUUGCUCAAAGUUCCUAGAAUCCCAUACACUGAGAGUAUUUGGGUAGACCUCUGGAUUCCCAUCAAAGCUGGAGAACAAGUGAUUCCACUCGAUGGCCAGUAUUUGUCAUCGUUGAAAUCAUUUGCUGGGCUGAGAUAUUUGAAAAUCAGUGGCAUGCUAAAGUCCUACCAGAAGGAGAUAUUUCAAGCUGUCUGGGAGAUGGAGUUACUAGAGGAGCUUGAUUUGAGAAUGGCUGAGGAGCCGCAGCUUUCGCUUGGAGUGUACUGGCGGCGCAUUGAGAAGGGGUGGUCUCCAAAACGACGUGAGCCCCAGGUUUACAGGUGCCCUGGUGACGGGAAAGGACGCAUCAAAAAGCAUUUUGGAAAUGCAGAAUACCUUGAAAACAGUGUCAUCGAACUAGCAAAACCACGAUUCGACGAAGGCACUAUCGAAUACGAAACCUGGGCAACACAAACCCUUCCCAUCAUUAACCUGACUCUGAGAGGCUUCGUCGUUGACGCCAUUCCAUUUCAUAGCUGCUUCUAUGGAAAUAAACUUCGUGAAAUCACAUUGACGGACUGCUACGACGCCGGUUUCUAUCUCCCGUCUGACAUGGCUGAUGAUGUUCGCAUCAAUAUCGACGGCUUUGAAACGGCGACCGUGGCACCUAUCCACGAUCUUCCCAAGGAACUCAAACAUAUCACGUUGAAAGACGGCAAGAAAGUUGACGAAUACCCCGCUCACGUUGAAUCGCCUCAUCCUCUACACUGGUUCACCCCGAAAGAGAAACCCCUCCCGACUACUAGCCCUGACCCACCGCCAUACAGCCCUGGCAAACACCCUAACCGACAUGCAACCGUUGGAGGGCAGAAUAUUUCUCCUGCGCCAGCACCAGGUGGAAGACUGUCUCUGUUUUCCUGGCGUCGUCGCAAGGAUCAUUCAAUUGCCAUUGGUGAAGAAGACGAAGAUUAAUCAGUCUAUCAGUCACGACUGCUUCUUCUAUCCAUCAUCUUAUUUCUCCUUUUCUAUUGAAUUUGAAACGACGAAUCCAACUUCUAAUGAUUUCACGAGUAAUAACGGCGUCAUGCAGAUCAUCUUGGCCAGCUUUAUUUAAAAGACAAUAGCC
This is a messenger RNA of Talaromyces proteolyticus, 1497 nucleotides long. RefSeq lists its product as uncharacterized. Bases 24 to 1343 code for a protein of 439 amino acids. The transcript has 3 exons. Lineage: Eukaryota; Fungi; Ascomycota; Eurotiomycetes; Eurotiales; Trichocomaceae. The record is from RefSeq and is a predicted model, not a curated record.